AUGACGAACUCGGCGCCGAAGCGUGGCAACAAGGUGGAACGUCAGGGUUCUCCCAAUACCGGAGGGAAGCGACAGCACCAGCGAAGUGGCUCCCUCAAGUCGACUUAUGUACCCAGUACGAGUCGAUCCGGGAGGAACUCUACGGGCAGACUGAGCUGCAGUCCACCCUGCCCGGCUCAGAAGAUCGGGCACUCUCCGUCGAGGCACGAGAGCCCUCGUGGUAGUCCUACCGGUAGCUUCUACGCGGGAGCCAAGUUCUCGGAGCCGCCGUCUCCUGCCAGCCUUCCCAAACCUCCGAGCCACUGGACCAUGAGAUUGAUGGGCAGUUGUCAGCGAGCGGAGGUACGCGAGAACGUCUCCACCUGUUCCAAAAUGAUUACCAUCAAUGCCCAGGCCUGA
Messenger RNA from Orussus abietinus, 399 nucleotides. Its product is annotated as proline-rich nuclear receptor coactivator 2. The record is from RefSeq and is a predicted model, not a curated record. Gene Ontology annotation, cellular component: nucleus. The coding region runs from base 1 to 399 and encodes 132 amino acids. NCBI's taxonomy places the organism in Eukaryota, Metazoa, Arthropoda, Insecta, Hymenoptera, Orussidae. The transcript has a single exon.